CCUUCCCGCUCUCUUUCUCUCUUCAGCGAUACAUGUGCAGGGAGAGACUGUGACGCAGCCAUUCCAGAGCGUGAGCCAAAGGCACACAGACAGCACUGAUCCUCCUCCCUAUACUCCACAGGGGCACCCCAGACCCAGAGAAGAACACCUAUCUACAACACACAGCGGCAGCUGAACUUCCAGAGAGGUCCGGCUGUGCAGACACACGCACUGCUCCACCAGGAGGCUUCCACUCACAACCUCACACUCUCACUAAGCCUGUCACCCAGCCAACCGUCUGAACCACUUGCUGGAUGUCCACUAUGGAAACGGGUCAGAAACGAACCAGCCGUGGCGGAGCCACACCCCAGCUCACCCCAACUCGCAUUUCCCGCCUGCAGGAGAAGGACGACUUGUGCAACCUCAACGACCGGCUGGCCGUCUACAUCGACAAGGUGCGCUCGCUGGAGAUAGAGAAUGCUGGGCUGCGGAUGCGCAUCACUGAGUCCGAGACCGAGAUCAGCCGUGAGGUGACGGGCAUGAAGGCGGCCUAUGAAACAGAGCUUGCCGACGCCCGAAAAACCCUCGACUCGGUGGCCAAGGAGCGCGCCCGACUGCAGCUGGAGCUAGGCAAAGUCAAGGAGGACUACAAGGAGCUCAAAGUCAGAAAUGGGAAGAAGGAGUCGGACCUGGAGGCAGCUCUGGCCCGGCUGAGGGAUCUAGAGGCUCUGUUGAACUCUAAAGAUGCCUCUCUGUCCACCGCCCUGGGGGAGAAACGCUCUCUCGAUGCUGAGGUCAGGGACCUGAAGGCCCAGCUAGCCAAGCUGGAGACCGGUCUGAGCGACGCUAAGAAGCAGCUUCAGGAUGAGAUGCUGAGGAGAGUGGACGCUGAGAACCGCCUGCAGACCAUCAAGGAAGAACUGCAGUUCCAGAAGAACAUCUACGGAGAGGAGUUGAGGGAGUCCAAGCGCAGGCACGAGUCUCGCAUGGUGGAGAUUGACAGUGCGGGAACAAAGCAGGAUUACGAGAGUAAGCUGGCCGAGGCCCUGAUAGAGCUGAGAGCCCAGCACGAGGAGCAGGUCCGCAUCUACAAGGAGGAGAUCGAGAAGACCUACACCUCCAAGCUGGAGAACGCCCGUCACUCUGCAGACAGGAACAGUACCCUGGUGGGGGCGGCCCACGAGGAGCUGCAGCAGACUCGCAUGCGGAUGGAGGGCAUGUCCUCCCAGCUCAGCCAGCUGCAGAAACAGCUGGCGGCAGGGGAGGCCAGGGUGCGUGAGCUGGAGGAGUCUCUGGCCCGGGAGCGGGACAUGAUGCGCCGGCGCCUGGAGGACAAGGAGAGGGAGAUGGGGGACAUGCGCAUGCGGAUGCAGCAACAGCUGGAUGAAUACCAGGAGCUGCUGGACAUUAAACUGGCCCUGGACAUGGAGAUCAGCGCCUACCGUAAACUGCUGGAGGGAGAGGAGGAGAGACUGCGUCUGUCCCCCAGCCCUCCCCCAACCCGAGUCACCGUGUCCCGUACCACUGGCUCGGGCUCAGCACACACCCGCGUGGUCCAGUCCACCAGCGGCAGCCGCAACUCCUCAGGCACGGCCAGCGCCAAGAAGAGACGUCUCAAUGACAACGACAGCGAGACCUCCAGCCUGGCGGGGGGCGCCGUGACGCGUACACGCAUCGCCCAGCAGGCCUCCGCUAGCGGCCGCGUCACCGUGGACGAGGUGGACCUGGAGGGGAAGUACGUCCGCCUCAGCAACAAGGCCAACGAGGACCAGCUCCUGGGCCACUGGCAGGUGAAGAGACAGGUGGGCACCGGCACCCCCAUCGUCUACAAGUUCCCCCCCAAGUUCAACCUCAAGGCAGGACAGACCGUCACAAUUUGGGCUUCAGGAGCAGGCGGCACCCACAACCCCCCCUCAGACCUGGUGUGGAAGACCCAGAACUCAUGGGGCAGCGGAGACCUGUUCCAAACCACCCUGAUCAGCGCCAAUGGGGAGGAAAUGGCACAGAGGAAAGUUACACGCACCCUGUUCCAGGAAGAUGAUGACGAUGACGGCAACCACAGUGCGUGCGGUGUGGACAGUGAGUACAACCUGCGGAGCCGCACGGUGGUCUGUGGCUCGUGUGGCCAGCCGUCUGAUAAGAGCUGUGCCACCUCAGGGGUGUCCAGCGGCUCCUGCUCCAUCAGCAGUGGAGGAGGUCUGCCUGAGGGCCUGAUGUCUCCUCUCUUCAUAAUGGGCAGCAACUCACCCAGACAGGGAGGUCCCAGACCGGAGAACUGCUCCAUCAUGUAAAGCCAGACAGGCACCACCUUACCUGGACAUGAACCUCCCACACUACACAUGGAUGGGAGACGCCUUCUUACUCUUUAUUUCCUUUGUUUCAUAUGAUCUGUCUUAUUUUGUAUGCCAUAAUCGGCAGGCUAGAUUGGCUUUGGUGUUUGGCGAAGGGCUUAGGAGCUGCAUAUCCACUUCAGAUAUAUGAGCUUGUAUUUUCUAGGUAUAUUGCAUGUGGACUGGGCAGAUACUUGCACUGUUUUGGGCCAUAUCUAGGGAGAGAGGCACAGAAAGCACCUUUACCAUUACAGUGGACUUUGAUCCAUAGUGGGCUUUCGCAUCUCAUGUCUAAGCUGUCAACGGUAAACACGCACAGCUGCAAAUCCUGCUAUGAAUCCGUGGACAUGAGGGCUGGAACCAGGCAUCUCUGCCCUGGUAUUCCACAUACACUACCAUAGAAUGUCCUAAAUAGAGAUGGAGUUAACCCCCUCUGACUCCUAGAGGAUUAUGGGGGAUUGUAUUAGACCGAGCAAUGGGAUUGGUCAUUCUAAAGCCAUAGUUACAAAGAGGAGGUCAAACUUGACACUGCCAUCAAGUUGUUUAUAUUUCUGAACACAAGACAUUCGUUUUUGUGGAAUGACAUCUAUAUUAUUACUCAUGAAAGUUCCAAAUUGUGACUUGUUUUCACAGGCUUGAAAGAGGUUUUGUAGUUGUUAAAGAAAGGAAACCAAACGAGAUGAGCGCACAGAUAUGGGGAAGACAAAGUAGUACUGUAUUGUAAGGUCUUGACAUGACCUCUGACCUCUAUAAAUAGUUUCCUCUUAGAGGACUACCUCUAACGUUGUCUGACUUGACCUCUGACCUCACCUUUGUCUUGUAUGAAAAAACAACAAUUACUGUAGGGCAACUCAUCAGAUCUAGACACGCAAAUAUGAUUUCUAGGGACUAUUUGGCAUCUGAGAUAAUUGCCAGAUGGAUUAUAGUAAUGUUACUGUAACAUUCUAUUAUGAUUUUGCAUUUUUAGGGUUGAGGGAAUGAUAUGCCAAUUUUACAUUGACAUCCUCUGUAUUCAUGUAUUGUGGUCUUGAGACUAUUGUCCAGAGGCCUCUCUCCCACUAAAGGAUUAUAAUGGCUGUGUUUUUCUGAGCUUAGUGGCUUUGCGUAUGUUUAUAAAAAUAAAAAAAAUUGGGGGGGGGGGCUUCUUAUUUCUUUACAACUAUGUCAGAAAUGAGCUCUAAUCAUCUACAAAGCUUUAUCCACUGCGUAUUAGAGGCAUGUACUAGUCUGGCAGCCUUUUUAUAGGAUGUAUAAGCAGUAAAGAGUUUCUGAGGAUACUUGAGUUUUUGCAACAUUUAGUUUUUUUUGUACUUCAUACACAUUACUACCAAAUAGCAGAAAAGGUGCUUAUUCUCACUGUUAACCGAAAAACCUUAAAGAAGCUCAAUAAACUGUCAAGUAAAAAAAUGAUUAUUACUUUUGUCACUUUCAGUAUUUCUUUUCUAAUCAUGUCUCAAGUGCCUUAUUGAUACCGGCUAGUGAUCAUUGAAAAUUGUAUUAUUUUUGCAUUAUGAAGUGUCAAUUCCAAAGAUAUGCGGUAUUGUCUUUAAAGACCAUGGAAAUUAUAGAUUUACAGAGUAUGUUGGCUAUACUUGCACGGAAGUUGUCCUAGUACAUAAUGCUCAAUUGAAUUUGUAAGAAAUUAUUGUGCCUAAUAUGGAAAAACCAUGCAAUCCAGGUAGAAUGUAGUAGUGAUUUACAAUUUUUUGCCUUAUGUUCGAGAUCAGUAAAAUUAUUUUCCCAACA
Messenger RNA from Salmo salar (Atlantic salmon), 4055 nucleotides. Lineage: Eukaryota; Metazoa; Chordata; Actinopteri; Salmoniformes; Salmonidae. The record is from RefSeq and is a predicted model, not a curated record.